AUGGACACCAACAUGAGCGAGCUCCUCCAAGCCCAGAGCCACGUAUGGCACCACACCUUCAACUUCGUCACCUCCAUGUCGAUAAAAUGCGCCAUCCAGCUGGGCCUGCCGGAAGCCGUCCAGGCCCACAGCGGGCCCAUCUCCCUCCCGGACCUCAUCUCCUCCAUGGGCCUCCCUCCGGCCAAAGCCCCAUACCUCCGCCGCCUGCUCCGCCUCGUGGCCAACUCCGGCUUCCUCUCCCUCCACAAACAGAACGACGACGACGUUGAACGAUACUCCCUCACUCCCGCCGGCCGCCUCCUCCUCCGCGACAACCCCUUCAACGCCGGCGCGCUCCUCCUCCUGGUCCUCGACCCGGUCCUCGUCGAGCCGUUCCACCACAUGAGCGCGUGGUUUCGGAGCGAGGAGGGAGAUGGCGACGUCGUCGAUACGACGCCGUUUUCAACGUCCCGCGGCGGCGGCAAGAUGGUGUGGGAGUACGUGGCGACGGAUCCGGAGUUUUCGAAUCUGUUCAACGACGCCAUGGCGAGGGACAGCGGCUUGAUUGCUGAGCUGGUGGUGAAGGAAGGGAAAGCGGCGUUCGAAGGGGUGGGGUCCCUUGUCGACGUGGCGGGUGGGACCGGGACCAUGGCAAAGGCGAUUGCUGAGGUGUUCCACGAGAUGACGUGUACUGUGCUGGAUCUGCCGCACGUGGUGUCCGGGCUCGUAGACGGCGGUAACGUGAAGUAUGUUGCCGGCGACAUGUUUGAGUCCAUCCCCGCUGCCGAUGCCGUGUUGCUUAAGUGGAUUAUGCACGACUGGAGCGACGAGAACUGCGUGAAGAUUCUGAGGAAGUGCAGGACGGCGGUGACGAGUGACGGGAAAGCUGGGCAGGUGAUAAUCAUAGACAUGGUGGUUGGGAACCAAAGUUUGGACGAGAAGUUGGUGGGAAUACAGUAUGCAUUCGACAUGGAAAUGAUGGUUUGCAUAUCUGGGAAAGAGAGGAACGAGGAAGAGUGGGCGAAGCUCUUCCUUGAUGCUGGAUUCAGUAAUUACCAUAUCAAUCCGAUUCUUGGCACACGGGCUCUCAUCCAGGUUUAUCCUUGA
Molecule: messenger RNA, 1086 nt
Organism: Linum trigynum
Lineage: Eukaryota; Viridiplantae; Streptophyta; Magnoliopsida; Malpighiales; Linaceae
Source: the annotation of a GenBank genome assembly